ACCUGUAAGUCAACCAGUUCAUUGUCACGGCUCACACACUCACUCCCUAUAUAUACCUGCUUUCAGUCUCGUCUCUCUCACUCUUCACUGCUUGCGUCUGUUUUGCCUUCGGGAAUUCGGUCGUGAAGCGAAGAUGAAAUACGUCAUUGCUCUUGUGCUUGUGGUGGCAGCGGCGGUGGAGGCGGCGGUGAUGGUGACGCAGACUCGUGGACAGGGAUGUGUGACAGUGGAGCCCGCUUACAAUUUUGUGAACUCCAUGUACGAAGGACGCUGGUAUGAAAUUGGCAGGAUACAGACGCCGGGUGGGGCUGCGUUCCAGAAGGACUGUUGGUGCGACACAACAGACUUCCACUCGGAGACUCAGCUGACAGGCGAUGGUGAGGCAACCUACUCCUGCAGGAAGCAUGGCCCGGACGGCGACCUGCAGAGCGCCACAGCUGACCUUUUCUUCGACGGCAUUGCUGGAAAGUUUAAGCAGCAGUUUCGCUUCCCAUUCGCCCCCCAGCUGGAUUACACAGUGGUUUUCGUAGAUGAGGAUGUCGCGAUGGAGUACGACUGCGACACAACCUUUGGCAUCACCAACUACUGCAUUCACUUCAUGGCACGCACACCUCACAUGGACCCCGCCAAGCUGGACACCCUCAUCUUUUAUGCUGAAAGCCUCGGCCUCAACACCCAGAACAUCACCUACAAGGCAACGGAGCAGGAAGGUUGCUGGUAGUGAUAAUGCUAGUGGCCUACUGUUAGUGCAGCUGCUGCUGAUCUUGUGAUACUGAUGCUGUACUUCUACUACUACUACUACUAGUAGUAGCUAGUAGUAGUAGUAGUAGUAGUAGUAGUAGUAGUAGUAGUAGUAGUAGCAGCAGCAGCAGCAGCAGUAGCAGUAGUAGCAGUAGUAGUAGUAGUAGUAGUUGCAGUAGUGGUGAGGAGGAAGAAAAUUCUUAAGUAGUAGUAGUAGUAGUAGUAGUAGUAGUAGUAGUAGUAGUAGUAGUAGUAGUAGUAGUAGUAGUAGUAGUAGUAGUAGUAGUAGUUCAUCUAAUUCAUGUUAUUACCAUUGUGUCCUGCAUUGUCAUUCAGUAUAAAUAGUGAAACACACACACACACACACACACACACACACACACACACACACACACACACACACACACACACCUCAAGUAUCAUGCACAAACAAAUAUGUACAUACAAUCUGCUAAAACCACAAAAUAUACUUGUAACAUGUUAUGUAUACUGCAAUUAAUACAUACAAUGCUUAAUUAAUCCUUUAUGGCAUGUAAAAAAAUGUAUAAAUUGCCGUAACUCAUGCUUUUUUCUUCUUUAUGUCUGUUACAACAAAAAUCGGUACAUAUCAUUUUACAUUAUAUAAAAAAAACUAAUAUGUGUUUCAUUACUCAUUUUAAUUCAGCAAUUUUUCAUGUCAUAAUGAAAAGAAAAGCACUGUUUUCCUCUAUAACAAUGAAACAGUAACAGCAAAAAUCGGCACCUAUUAUUUCAUAUCACAUUAAAAAAUAAAAAAGU
Messenger RNA from Portunus trituberculatus (swimming crab), 1518 nucleotides. Its product is annotated as apolipoprotein D-like. The record is from RefSeq and is a predicted model, not a curated record. The transcript has 6 exons. The coding region runs from base 134 to 721 and encodes 195 amino acids. Lineage: Eukaryota; Metazoa; Arthropoda; Malacostraca; Decapoda; Portunidae.